GGACACAAAUUCGAAGUAGUUGGCCGGUCGCGCACGGCAUUAGAACUCGUCAUGGAUCGAACACGUGGGUCCACGGAUGCCUAAUCUAAAAUUGCUAGGCCAACGCGAUAAUAGACAGUUAAGCGUCUAUUUUUACUUUUCUUUAGUUAGAGUAAAUGAGCUGGUGAUUAGAAAACGGCUCUCCUCCAGUAAACGCGCAUUUAAUCGUUGAAGUUCGUGUAAUUGCGAAAGCAAGCAGUUCAAUUGACUUCCGUGAUACAAUUACGAGUUAUUGUUUGUGUAUUGACAUAAGUGAAACUGACAGUGUAGUGUUAAUUAGCGUUUAUAGCAUUGAUAAUUAAAUAUCAAUCGUCAAUCAUGUUCGCAUUUCCAAAAUGUAGCAUUAUUAAGGGCACGAAACCCAACCCAAACCUUUCUAUAAAACACAGUGCAGAAAAGGACAAAAACGACGCACAAAAUUUAUCAUCGGUCAUGGCGAAUUUAAAACUCGACGCCGCCGCCGCCUCCUCGUCUUAUCGCGUGGCGGGUGAAAUCUGGAGGAGGAUCGAGCUGAUAGACUGCGUGUCGGUCAGAGCCUGUCCCGGUGUGACGCUGGCCGAGGACACGAAGAUCUACAUGAAGACCGAGAGCAAAGAGCUGGCCGAGAUCGGAACGAUCAGCGAGAUUUACGGCCACAUCAACGAGCCCCUGUACGAGGUCCUGGUGCCCGAAGGCGUCUCGUGGGACCUGCUGAGAUCCAGCAACGUGGUCUAUUACGAUCCGGAGCAUCCGUGCACGAGGUUCGCGCGCAUCAGCUGUUAAACGGAGGAGCGGCGCAAUUAUCAGGGGGCGAGCCUAGUCAGCGCGAGUAUAAACGAUAAAAUCACUCAAUCCUCGAUUUAAGCAGUAGAAGUUGUAGGAUGCGUGAGUUUUAAUUUUUCGACGAAUCGGUCGAACCGAUCCUUGAUGUGCAAUGUUUACAAAUAAGAAAUGAAUUAGAUAAAUAUAUAGUGAUUAUAUUUUCGAGAUUAAGAGCUAAUGGGUUUUUACAUAGAUUAAAUGUAACAUAUAUAUUUCUA
Messenger RNA from Trichogramma pretiosum, 1058 nucleotides. RefSeq lists its product as uncharacterized. NCBI's taxonomy places the organism in Eukaryota, Metazoa, Arthropoda, Insecta, Hymenoptera, Trichogrammatidae. The transcript is spliced from 2 exons. The record is from RefSeq and is a predicted model, not a curated record. Bases 358 to 801 code for a protein of 147 amino acids.